GAAAUGAAGAUCGAACUAUAAAUAAACAAUAAGGAAAACUGACGACGUACUGUUAUAUUAAAUUAUGACAGUAAUUGGAUAUAAUUAAUAAAUUCAGGUUCUUUCUUAUAAUUUAUAAUAACCAAAAUACUAUUGUUUAAAUUUUCUUAGCAUUGCUUAAAUUUUCUAGAUAAAUUUGGUUUUUCUAAUAUCCAAGAUGGUAAAAUUGUUUCACUUAUCAGUUUCGUAUAAACAUCAAACAAAAACUGUCACCCUCUGUUCAACAAGUGACCUAACGUCUUUUGGCUAUUUUCAAAGAAAUAGUGUUCAAGAAUUUUUGAAUUUUACUAGUCAAAUCCUUAUUGAAAGGAGUCAACCUGCUACUAGAACAUCUGUUAAAGAGCAGUCCUAUAUGUGCCAUGUUUACGUUAGAGCUGAUAGAUUGGCUGCAGCUUUAAUUUCAGACCACGAAUAUCCUCACCGAGUUGCGCAUACCAUUUUGAAUAAAGUUCUAGAAGAUUUUUCGAGCAAAGUGGCCCCUACUGCUUGGUCUGGAGAUCCUAAUUCCGUUGUUUUUCCUGCUUUAGAGAAAUAUCUCACAGAUUAUCAAAAUCCUCGAAAUGCUGAUGCUAUAACAAAAAUUCAAGAUGAACUAGAUGAAACUAAAAUUAUCAUGCAUAAUACCCUUGAAGCUAUAUUAAACCGUGGAGAAAAAUUGGAUGAUCUUGUUUCUAAGUCUGAGCAGUUAAGCCUUCAGUCUAAAACUUUUUACACCACAGCUAGAAAAACCAACUCGUGUUGUGUGAUUUUGUAAAAUAAUUUGACACCAAAGGUUUGUCAUAUCUGCUGAGUGUGACACUAAGUGUUCGCCAAUGUUUUUCGAAUAAAUUCUGAAAUUGUCACUUUGUAGUUAUAAUUAGCCUCUCAUUGGAGGAAAUGUGUAUGAUAUUACUCUUAUCUGAAGAAAAAAUAAUAGUUUUUUAAUUGGAUUUCAAUAUAUUGUUUUGUAAAUUGAGUGUUUGAUAUUUAUUUUUCUUUUGUAUUCAUCAUUCCACAAAUUUUGUAUUUUUUAAGUCAUUGUAGCUUCGAUGUAACCGAAUUUGCUUUUGUGAGAAAUAUAUUACAUAUGUGCAACUACAAUAAAUGUCUGUCAAAAUA
Messenger RNA from Parasteatoda tepidariorum (common house spider), 1137 nucleotides. RefSeq names its product synaptobrevin homolog YKT6. The record is from RefSeq and is a predicted model, not a curated record. Gene Ontology annotation, molecular function: SNAP receptor activity. Gene Ontology annotation, biological process: endoplasmic reticulum to Golgi vesicle-mediated transport. Gene Ontology annotation, cellular component: Golgi apparatus. NCBI's taxonomy places the organism in Eukaryota, Metazoa, Arthropoda, Arachnida, Araneae, Theridiidae.